This is a messenger RNA of Xylona heveae TC161, 810 nucleotides long. RefSeq lists its product as hypothetical. The transcript has 2 exons. Bases 331 to 561 code for a protein of 76 amino acids. NCBI's taxonomy places the organism in Eukaryota, Fungi, Ascomycota, Xylonomycetes, Xylonales, Xylonaceae. The record is from RefSeq and is a predicted model, not a curated record.
GGGCAGGACUUUUUUUAUUUUCUUUUUCCUUUCUGUAUCAAGCAUAAAAUGGUUGGAGACUGUAUUAUACUAUCAUCCUAUCCAACACAAGAAUCCUAACUCCAGUUCCUGAUCGCCAUUUCCAGCGUUCAAUCUCAAAAGGUUUCCGAGAAUAAGUAUUUUCAAACCAUUGAUGGAUAUACGCAUACUCCAGCGACUUCAAAAGAUUGUGUCCAAGCCAUGUGAACCCAUAAAAUGUAAUCCCGUCCAGCUAGUUCUCGAUCCAGAGCUCUUUCUUAGCACUUCAUGCGAGUCCCAUGUGAAAAAAUUCCCUCCCAUUUAAGUUACAUGAUGGAGCACGGAAUAGGAAUGCAGCAGCAGUCCACCCCGUCGCAAGAAAAGCAUUUAUUCUGGCCCGGCGUCACGCCACCAGGCUUCGUGAUUGACGAGACCGAGCUCGCGGCCGAGGACGUGGCAGAAGGCUUGUUGUUCAGCGUCGUCAACGCGUUGGAUGUAUCGACUGUAUGCAUUUUCGUUUUCUUCUCUUUCUUUGCGCUAAAAGUACCGUCUUUCAAGUCUUGAAUUUGGUGCGGAUUAGACUGGGUUUGUCUUCUAUGUCUUGUGCCGUAGACGACGUAGGUGUGGCUAUCGGGAUUUGACUUGUAUGGAGUGUAGUGUGGUGUGAGGGACGGAUAUAAAUGUAGGGAGUUUAUAUAUGAGACGAUGUAUUGCACCCUGGCGCGCAAAUCAAGAUUUUUUUCUAUCUUUCUAUUUAUUCACAGGUUCAUUCGUUUACUCUCUAUUAAUUCCCCACAUGGCAUACCACUGGAA